UUUAUUUUAUUCUUUAUAUAUGAACGACGACCUUGCUUCUUUUCAAAAUACCAACUUUUUUACACCAACAAGGUCUCUUCCUUUUACAGUAGAAGAAGACCCUUGGAGUACUACAGGUUUUGAUCCUGUGGAUGAAAUAAGACAACCUCUUUCUCAACCUACUGCUAUGGACGAAGAAGUCGUGACUGAAGGUAUCACAGCUGCCAAUGUACUCCUCGGAGUCGAUUUACCAGAAGUCUUUGAUACAGCCUAUAUUCGUGCUGGGCCUAUUGGUGACCGAGUGAGCGUAGAGUCACUUGAGACCAUCAUUAGCUUAGGAGGCAUGGGACCACGUUUAUUUGAGCAAAUUUCUUCCAUGAUUGUGCCUGCUGGAGCUAUGUAUGUGACUCGAAAUGAGUUUAAUACAGCAUUGGCACUUGUAGGAUGCGCUCAAAAGAACAUGGAUUUGUCACUCUUGACUAUCUACCAACAUCGCAAUGAUUUGCCUAUACCUUCUUUAUCCAACUUGAACAAUGUGUCUAUCAAACGAACUAACCCACUUUUGGUAUCAAACACAAAACCUAAAGCUUAUGACGAUGAUCCUUGGCGACUUUCUACUUCGCCCCCUACUGACAAUGUUUUUCCAGUCUAUCCUGAUAAAGUCAAGAAAUCAAGCAACAGGGAAACCACAUCAGAGAAUGACAAUAGCACCAAAACAAUCACACCUGUGCCUAGUCGACUUGUUGAAGCCAUUGCAGAUAAAGCAUUUACACAGGCCCUUGUGAAAUCAUCAACAGAGUCUUAUCAAUGGUUUACUGAUCUGGAUCAAAUCACAGUGACAGUAGCUGAAAAAGAAGGCUUCUUGUUUACUCAUCUUAAUUAUUGGGUUCAGAGCAGUCAGCGACAGACGUCUGUUAGAAGACGAUACAGUGAUUUCUAUUGGUUUUGGGAAACAUUGUUAAAGCGAUAUCCUUUUCGAAUCAUUCCAGAUUUGCCACCUAAAAAGUUAUCUGGCAAAGACAAAGUGUUUCUUGAAAAAAGAUGUCAAGGCUUACAACGCUUCAUGAAUUCCAUUGUACGACAUCCAGUAUUGAAAAACGAUGAGCAAGUCAUUAUCUUUCUGACAGAACAAACGGAAUUCUCUGCUUGGAGAAGAGCUCAAUCGCCUCAUACGGAAGAAGAGUUUAUCAGGGCGAAUCCCCAGACAGAAGACCUUGAAGUGUUUAUACCAAAAGAUCUGGAUUCUCGCAUUGAACAGAUUCAGAAACGAUUGCCUAAAUCCAUUGAGAAAUAUGACAUGUUGUGUUCUAUUAUGGAACGUACCAUUCGGCUCAAUGAAGCAAGAGCACUUGAGAUGAAAAAGUACAAUGACACGCUCAAGCAACUGGGUGACAUUGAACAUGAUUGUUUUGUCACGAAUUGUCAAGCAUGCAUUCAAGUCGUCAAGGGCUAUGGACAUGUAGGCAAUUAUUUGGAUCAAGGCAGCCAUAUUAUUGAGACAGAGACAUCUUCUUCUAUUGCAGGCGUACUUGAAAACCUCAAAAGACAUCGCGAUGUCUCCAUUUCGUUUUUAGACAUGUUGAACAGAAAGUCGAGAUUGGAUGCAAAUCAAAUCAAUGCACUUGCUCGAAAGAUUACUGCUAAUACUGCCAAAGUCAAUCAAAACCGUGGUGUUCCGGGCUUAGAAGCUGAAGUGGAAAGAUUAGAUGCGCUUAUUAAAUCUGAUACCGAGAAAAUGAUACAUCAACAAAGAAAAGAUACCUAUAUUCGUUACUGUGUAGCUAGCGAACUGUCUUAUUUACACAAACAACAGGCAUUUGUGUCUUUGCUCUAUCAAAAUUUCGUGCAUGAACAACUUCAAUAUGCUCGUAAAACAGUGGAUAAUUGGAAAGCAUUAGAAGCUCUUUUAUGUCAAAUGCCUCCUAAACCAGAACACUUUGUCUAAUUUAUACCCGCAUAAAAAAAUAUAUAAAUAUAUAUAUAUAUAUAUAUAUA
This is a messenger RNA of Gilbertella persicaria, 1974 nucleotides long. RefSeq lists its product as uncharacterized. Bases 20 to 1924 code for a protein of 634 amino acids. Gene Ontology annotation, cellular component: endosome. NCBI's taxonomy places the organism in Eukaryota, Fungi, Mucoromycota, Mucoromycetes, Mucorales, Choanephoraceae. Gene Ontology annotation, biological process: retrograde transport, endosome to Golgi; protein targeting to vacuole. The record is from RefSeq and is a predicted model, not a curated record. Gene Ontology annotation, molecular function: phosphatidylinositol-3-phosphate binding. The transcript has 9 exons.